Messenger RNA from Chrysochloris asiatica (Cape golden mole), 891 nucleotides. RefSeq names its product transmembrane protein 169 (gene TMEM169). The transcript has 2 exons. Bases 1 to 891 code for a protein of 296 amino acids. NCBI's taxonomy places the organism in Eukaryota, Metazoa, Chordata, Mammalia, Afrosoricida, Chrysochloridae. The record is from RefSeq and is a predicted model, not a curated record.
AUGGAAGAGCCGGCACCAGUGGAAGGUGAGAGUCAGCUCCCAAGUACUCACACCAGCUCUCUGAGGAAGGUUAUGGCUGCUGCCUUGGCCCUGGAUGGAGAGUCUACCAUGAGUCGCAGGAAAAAGAAGAAGAAAGAGUCCCGCCCAGAAUCUAUCAUCAUCUACCGGUCAGAUACUGAGACAGCGGAUGAAGAGCCAGAGGAAUUGGAGGGUGGAGAGUUACCUAAAGAAGAGGGAGAGGAUUUCCUAGAUCACCCCGUGGAUGAUGGUAGGUGGAACAUGCCUUUGGACAGUCGCUAUGUCACAUUAACUGGGACCAUCACACGAGGGAAGAAAAAGGGACAGCUGGUGGAUAUCCAUGUCACAUUAACAGAGAAGGAGCUGCAGGAAUUGACCAAGCCUAAAGAAUCGUCAAGGGAAACACCACCUGCGGGAGGAAACGUCUGUCAGAUGGGUGCAGAUCGUGGGCCACAUGUGGUUCUUUGGACUCUGGUCUGCCUGCCUGUGGUUUUUGUCCUCUCUUUUGUUGUUUCUUUCUACUAUGGUACCAUCACUUGGUAUAACAUCUUCCUUGUGUACAAUGAGGAGAGGACCUUUUGGCACAAGAUUUCAUAUUGCCCCUGCCUCGUUCUCUUCUAUCCAGUGCUCAUCAUGGCUAUGGCCUCUUCCCUGGGCCUCUAUGCUGCUGUGGUACAGCUCUCCUGGUCCUGGGGCGCAUGGUGGCAAGCUGCUCGGGACAUGGAGAAAGGAUUCUGUGGUUGGCUCUGCAGUAAACUGGGCCUAGAGGACUGCUCUCCCUACAGCAUUGUGGAGCUGCUUGAGUCUGACAAUAUUUCAGGCAAUCUCUCCAACAAGGACCCUACCCAAGAGGUAGAAACCUCUACUGUCUAA